Messenger RNA from Gorilla gorilla gorilla (western lowland gorilla), 398 nucleotides. RefSeq lists its product as uncharacterized. The coding region runs from base 1 to 348 and encodes 115 amino acids. NCBI's taxonomy places the organism in Eukaryota, Metazoa, Chordata, Mammalia, Primates, Hominidae. The record is from RefSeq and is a predicted model, not a curated record. The transcript is spliced from 2 exons.
AUGCGGACGGUGGGUGGGAAAAAGGGCAGACGCUACUCCCAGCGAACCGCCGCUGCCGCUCCCGAGGCCUCACCAAAAUGGCCGCCGCCGUCUCGGCCGCCACCACCACCACUACCACCACCACUCGCUCGGAAUCGCUAUCGCCGGCGUGGCCCGUCUUCUCGCGAGAGACAAUCACCCAGUAAGCUGCAGCAAGUUAGCAGUGGAACCUGGGCCUCUCGAUUCCCAUGGCAGCCCACUUCUGUAGCGCUGCUUCGUUUUACGCGAGGAUGGUUUCCUGAUAGCUUUCAAACACCUUUGCCAUCUCUUCGCAAACUUUCUAGAUUAAGAAUCCCUUUGAGAAUCUGAUACCUUUACCCCAGAAUAGAACAAUAAAUAACAGCUACCUUCUACUGACA